CAUUUCUAUUUAGAGUUUUCCGGUAGUAUGGUGGUAAAAGUGCAAACAUGGCGGAUGACAAAGAUGUGGAGAAAACGAUCGCCGAAGAUUUGGUUGUUACCAAAUAUAAAAUGGCUGGAGAGAUCGUGAAUAGGAUACUGAAAUUGGUAAUUGCAAAAUGUGUGCCAGGAGCGUCAGUAAAAGCUGUCUGUCUAUAUGGGGACGAGCUUUUAACCGAAGAAACCGGCAAAGUCUUUAAGAAAGACAAAGACUUAAAGAAAGGCAUUGCAUUUCCAACAUGUGUCUCUGUGAAUAAUUGUAUUUGUCAUUUUUCCCCGGUGCCUAGUGAACCCGACUGUGUCUUAAAAGCUGGAGAUGUUGCUAAAAUCGAUUUGGGAGCACAUGUCGAUGGCUUUAUUGCCGUAGUUGCCCAUACGAUUAUCGUGGGAGCUAAUCCAGUUGAAAAAAUCACUGGCAGGAAAGCUGAUGUUAUUCUGGCAGCUCACUAUGCCUCGCAAGCAGCCUUGAGAUUGCUUAAGCCGGGCAAUGACACCUAUGCAAUCACUGAAGCUGUUCAAAAAGCAGCUGAAGCUUUCAAGUGCAAACCAGUCGAAGGGAUGUUGAGUCAUCAGCUGAAACAGUUCAAGAUUGAUUGUGAAAAAACCAUCAUUCAGAACCCAAACGAUGCCCAGAAAAAAGAGCAUGAAAAGUUUGAACUGGAUAAACAUGAAGUGUAUGCUAUGGAUGUCAUAGUCAGUACAGGAGAAGGUGUGGGCAAAGAAACUGAAACCAGAGUGUCCAUAUACAAGAAAACCGAUGAAACCUAUCAGCUGAAGCUUAAGGCAUCCAGGAUGUUUUAUACGGAGGUUAGAACAAAACACGGAAAUAUGCCGUUCAAUCUUAGAUACUUUGAGGAUGAGACCAAGGCAAAGAUGGGGGUGAAUGAAUGUGUGAAGAAUAAGCUCGUGGAACCUUUUCAAGUGUUAUACGAAAAGCCUAGUGAAGUAGUAGCUCAGUUCAAGUUCACUGUGCUACUUAUGCCUAAUGGCCCGCACAAGAUAACGGGGUUGCCUGUGGAGCUGGAAUCAUACGAAUCUGAGCAUUCAAUAACAGAUGCUGAUCUAAAAUCACUGCUGAACAGCUCCGCCAACCCGAAAGCGGCCAAGAAGAAGAAGAAGAAAUCCGAAAGCAAUUCCUCUGAGCCCCAGCCCAUGGAGUGCGAAGUCUUCGAGAUUUAGAAUGACGUAAUAUUAUUUUAACUGCCUUUUUCUAUGACUUCAUCAAUUUUUAUUUUCAUUUUAACUGUUCUCUGACUUGCAAUGUAUCAAGUGGAUUGAAGAAACCAUCUCAGCUCUGGUCACAAUUAAAUUUUCCUCAAUGAGGUGCAUAAUAUGGAAAAGAUACUGCCUCAAAAGUAUGUUAGAAAAUAUUUUUCUAAAAUUACCAAUUAAUUAAGCAGCUGAAACAUGAUUUUAUUGUCUUAACAUUUUGCUGUAACUUGCAUAAGUAAAACCUACAUUGGAAUAAAAUUUUCUAAUUUUUUUAAAGAGUUUGAUACUUAAAAGUUAUGUUUUAUUUCUGUGGUUUUUGAUUUAUCUGCUGGCGAUUCUGGUAGGAAAACGUCGAGAUACUUACUAUAUCCUUAGAUAAUAAAUAACAAUUGCAGAGUAUUGAACUAUUUAAGAAAUAGAAUAUUUACUGUGACAAGUCAAAUUGAUGUAACAACUUCGUUUUAAAUAAAAUGAAUUUAGUAGUUUGCGAUGAA
Messenger RNA from Dendroctonus ponderosae (mountain pine beetle), 1744 nucleotides. Its product is annotated as proliferation-associated protein 2G4. Bases 48 to 1217 code for a protein of 389 amino acids. The transcript has 8 exons. Lineage: Eukaryota; Metazoa; Arthropoda; Insecta; Coleoptera; Curculionidae. The record is from RefSeq and is a predicted model, not a curated record.